AUGACAAAGCACUGGCCGGAGCAGCGUCUCUUGGCACCACCCGCUCUGUCCCACGGUGGAGAGCAUCAGGACCAUCAACUUGACUUCCACAAGAAUGGACAGCGGAGGUUUCUUGUCAGCAGUGUAGCUCAGAGCUCAUCAGCCCAAUUCUGGCCUCACCACCCGGCUCAGAUGGCUCCUCAGCAGCCGCCGCGCUUGGAGAAACCCUCGGCGCGCACCGAACACAUCAGCAGCUCCGCGGGAUUCAUGGAUAACGCGACACCACCUGGCUCAUCAUACACGAACACUCAAGAUGCCGGCUUUAAGCAUGACACCAUAACCCAGGACACAUGGAGUAGUGAACGGGAGAAAAGUAAUGCCGGCGUUGGGAAGAAAAAGAACUACAAACGGUAUCCAAAACCACCGUACUCGUAUCUUGCAAUGAUCGCUAUGGUCAUCCAAAAGUCCCCAGAGAAGAAGCUGACGUUGUCUGAGAUUCUCAAUGAAAUCAGCACCCUCUUUCCAUUUUUCAAAGGAAACUACAAAGGUUGGCGGGAUUCUGUGCGACACAACCUCUCCUCCUAUGACUGCUUUGUUAAGGUGUUGAAGGAUCCAUGUAAACCCCAAGGAAAAGGUAAUUUCUGGGCUGUGGAGGUGAGCUGUAUUCCUCCGGAGCUUCUCAAGAGGCAGAACACGGCUGUGGCGCGCCAGGAUGAGACAAUCUUUGCCCAAGAUCUGGCGCCCUACAUCCUGGAGGGACACAAGCCUGAAGCUGAGCCGCUUCCUGAUCUGGUCACCUCUCUACCUGUUGCGCGCUCUGGAGACAUCUCCCCGCCCCAGGAGGACUUGUUCCGACCCAGGCUGGACUCCUCCUUCGCUAUCGACUCUCUGCUACACAGCCUUCAGCCAGCUAGCGCUUCUGGGGAUGUGAACGUGGCUGCUGGGGACUGCUGGGGCGACGUGGAGCGACCUCGGCCUUCGCCAGCUCCACGACCUCGUUAUGCCUCCACUGCCCUCAGUGCUUCUGCUAGCUCUACAAGCCCGGCCUCCACCUCCUCCUCUUCCUCUGAUGAUGAAUGGAAAGGAAUGCCUCUAUCUGGGAAGCGAGUUCCUCCUGAUGGUGAAGCAGGCUCGGAUGGUUAUGACAACAACAGGCCGCCGCUGCACAAAUCAGCCAGACGGGAGACUGUUGCACCUCCGUGGGAGCUCCCUACCUCCUACGCUAAAUAUGCUCCCCCUAAUGUUGUUGCCCCACCUAGCAUGCGGUUCGAUGGAGGUCCUUUAAUGUCGCUGCAUGCCGGAAUACCCCUCUACGGUUAUAGCAGCCCUCCUGUGGCACCUGGUCACUUCUUAAGCCAUGCCUAUUGGCCCAUUCUCCCCAGCAGGCGGGUUUCAGUUCAAGCCCCUCCGUUACUCAUGGACUUAGACAGGAUGUUGCAGUCUGUGCCUCCAAAUAAGAGUGUUUUUGAUGCGUUCAUACCUACGAAUCAGAGCUCUCACCCACAUCAUCAGCCACCCAGUCAGUACACCCUGCAGAACGGGGCUUCCUUAAACAGGUACUAUCAGUAUUAA
This is a messenger RNA of Acanthochromis polyacanthus (spiny chromis), 1551 nucleotides long. It is a transcript of the gene foxh1, whose product is annotated as forkhead box H1. Gene Ontology annotation, molecular function: DNA-binding transcription factor activity; sequence-specific DNA binding. The record is from RefSeq and is a predicted model, not a curated record. The coding region runs from base 1 to 1551 and encodes 516 amino acids. The transcript is spliced from 3 exons. Lineage: Eukaryota; Metazoa; Chordata; Actinopteri; Pomacentridae. Gene Ontology annotation, biological process: regulation of DNA-templated transcription.